UGGGAAGUCCUCCUGCUGGACCACGGAUGAUGCCGGACCAGCGCAUCCCAGAUUUGGGAGGUUCAACCUGGAUUGCAUCCGUGGCAUCAAGAACCAUAAACCAGCGGGUGCCACGCAGCAGCUUCACAUUGGCAACGCCUCCCAGGUGGCAAACGGUGACCUUCCUCGGGGAAAGGCACUUAAAUGUGUCGCAGGUGCAAGUCAAGCUCCCCCUCCCUCAAGAUAUAUCCUAAAUAUUUGUCAGCCUAUUGCUACAACACCACCACGUCCUGCAUGGAAGGAAGAGUUGUUAAGCCAAAGCAGCAGUGGGACCCAGAUUUCAGUUGCCAGUGGGAUCUCCUUGGGAGAAGCAAUCCGACAGAGGUCUACUGUUAAUCAGCGAAUGGAGUCAUGGUAUCAACUGCCAGCAGAAAUGGACGUCAGCCAUCUUGCGGCAACAUCAGGGAUGAGGUUGGGCUUGACUGGUGAUGGAAGUGACUUGACGGAGUUCCCUACUCUGGAGGAAGGCUUGUUGACUCUGAGAGAAGAGCUUGGAAGGCGGCGUACAGGCGACAUAGCAGACACUCCACAAUUAGAAAUUCAGGACAGUCGCUUUUCUCCCUGUCUCCCACUAUCGAUGACUUAUUCGGCACGAGAUCAGAAGAUUUUGGACGAUACCUUAUUUCAGCAAACUGAGCUGGAUUUUGCUCCUCUAAGAGGAAUCCCUGAUGUUUCUGAUGCUUCUGAGCAGUAUCCAAAGCCUUUGCAGAUCAGUGAAGCUGUGCAGUCAGCAGCCACUGAAGUAUCUUCGGACUUAGUUACUAGCUGCUUCACCCUGUCCCAGCAUCCAGUUGCAAUCAGCACUAUAGAACCUUGUGAUGUUGACUGUACCAGCUAUUUGUCUCAGCGCCCUAUUUCUCUUUCUGGACAGAUAACUGUGGAGAGGCAGGAGAAGGUUGAAGAUCAAAAUUGUAAACUUGAUAUUAGCAACAAAUCUUUAAUCCCUAAUACAGAUGAAAAUGUAACAGACCCAAAUAGAGAUAUUCUUAUAAACAAGCCAGAAACUCUACAGCAUCCAGAAGUAUCUGUUGCUAGGGAGGCCCCUAGUGGUUUUGUAAAUAACGAUCCCUUCUUUUUAGACAGCAAUAUGCCAGCUCCUCUUCUCCUGGAGCUUCAGGAGAAAGAAGUGGGGGUGUCAAGCCACGGUGGGUUCCCAUCUUCAGAGAGCUCUUCAUGCAAGAGCAUAUCAACAAGGGACCAAAGGGAAAAGGAAACAAUGCAGCAAAUAGGAAAUGUUGAGCUUUCUGAUAGGGAGUCAGAAGUGAUUAUAAGAAAAUCACAUCAGAAGCUAGAAGAAGAGUGCGUUCCUGAGCUUGGCUCUUCCAAGAGGUUUUCUGAUGUUUCAAGGAGAGAACCCUUUAAAAAUGCCAGUGCCCCAGAUGUGUGUUCUGCAAAGCCUUCAGAAAUGUUCAUGUUUUCCAAGGGACAUCAUUCAGAUUUGAAAGACUCCAGCAGACUGGAGUUUUCUGGUGUUAAUAUUGAGCCCCAGGGAGCCAUUCUAGAUAUGCAGCAUAAACAACUGUUUUCUAAAAUGUCUGGGAAACUGAAAGAGGAGACUGUCUCUGCUAAGUCUGCAGCUAGUAUCAAGAACAGUGCAUCUCACCAGCCUGUCACUGCUAAUGUAGAAUAUGGUGGAACAUGCAUCGAGAAAAAUACUGCUGCGGAAAUCCGGCCUGACGUUAACAGAAGUGAAUUAACUCUUUCAGACUUCAGCAUAGAGAGGGGACACAAAAAUACAGGCAUUUCACCUUCAUUUAAUCUUCCUGUAGAUGAUGGUUCUUUCUUUGGACAUUUAGCUCAACCAAUCUAUCAGUCCACUCCAGGCAUAUUUGUAAGCAGAAAUGUAAAGCAAGAAGUACCCAGUAAGCCCCUUCUUAUCAAAUCAAACCUUCAGGCCUCUCUUACUUGUUUAAAUGAAGAAACUUCUAGGGACUCAUCGACAAGUACACUAAUUUCUUCUGCUGAGAAGCAUCAUGAAUCCCAGAGUGAACGGGAAAUAAACAGUGAAACUAGUGAGUCCUUGAGAAUGACUCACCCUCGUACUGAAAGAAUCCAGUCUCUUCCUACCCUUAGUUUCAUGGAAAAGGUAGGAGCUUGGAAUGUGAAGCAGCCAAUGGACAAGAUACCUGAUGCUUUGAUUUUACGUGGCGUGAGUGGAGUUUCUCCAAGGCAGAAAGCCUAUAGUGCAAUUGCUGAUUCCUUAAACCGUAUUUUAGCAAGACAGAGCAGUAGCAUUAGUAAACUCAAGAGUGGUCUAGCUACAUCCUUUGGAGACAUAGGCUCGAUGACCAGUUUGCAUUCCCAUGAUAAAGUGUCAGCACAUACUUCGCCACUUACCCGGUCUCAGUCUGACAACUCAGUAAAUAUAAUCAGCAGGGAGGCUUCACAGAUUGAAGUUGUUCAGGCAUCAAAGCCAGAUGAAGUUGUUCGGCCUACAGAAGACAAAAGCAGAGUUUCUGAAAUGCCUGAAAUUAGAAAAAGUGAUGCGCAUUUAGGAGACGCCAUGACCCAACAGUUUACAACUGUCCUUGUCCCUUCGGGGUCCAGUGGUGGUGGUGAUGAUGAUGAUGACAAAUAUAGCAUAGGACAAAAUUCAGAUCAAAAUGCCUUCAUUUCCAGUGAAAGGGUUGCUCAACUUCUCAGAGAGGAGGAACACCAUCCAAGUGGUGGGCAAGAGAAAUACAAUGGUCUUGAAAAUAAUACCAGACAGUCAGAUGACCCAGAACUCUCUACUAGUCAAAUCAUGGACAUUGACAUAAAUGACAUUUCUCCAGAUAGCUUAAACCUCCUGUCUAAUUCACAGGCAAGUAGCCAUAUUGAUUUGUCUUCUGCAAGCUCCUCUUCAGAAGUUGCCAGGGAUUUUUUCACCGGUUUAGAAGGGGAUAAUGUCAUUCCUUUCUGGACACCUACUUUGAAAACUCCAGAUAAAAAAGAGAUAAAUAUUGAAGAAAGAAUACCGAUGUAUCUUCGCAAUCUUGGCAUUGAUCAGUCACCUUCAGCUAUACUGACUCCAUUUGUACCCAGAGGACCAAUCAGAGAGGUUGAAUUUUCCCCAUCAGAGCUCAGAACCUUGAAGGAAUCCACUGACACCUUAACAAAGCAUGUUCAGCUAUCUGAAGGAAGUUCUCCGUCUGCAAUUGACACUACACAGAUAAGCUUUAACUCUGAUGCUUCCACUCUCAGCAUGUCUAUACCAAGGGAUUCAGAUGUUGGCCCUUUUAAUCCAUUACCCACUGAUCUCUCACCUCUGUUCUCAAGAUCUUCCAAAGACAAACCACUGAGUCAAUGCAAUGUUGCCUACCAUCAUUCAGAGUUACCUGUCCCACACCUCCCCAAAGGCAGCUCAGAAUCUUCAACUGUCUCAAAAUCUGUUGAACUGAGCCAGAUAAUGCAUGCAGUUCCAGUUGACUCUGACUUUGAAAGGGGUCACACACCUGUUUCAAAACAUGUUCAAAAGCUCAUAGAUAAAUUUGAGUCUAGGGAUAUUGACCUCAGUCUAGAGAAGUUGUCCUCCAGUCCUUUGGUUGGAAAUGCAGAUGAAACGCAUGUCAGUGGAGAACCAGUGUCUUUAGACGUAGAUGCCUCUGUUAAUUUAAAUAGGGAUCAAGGAAAUGAUUCCUUCAUUGGAUCCAACACAUUGAAAGAGAUCCAGAAGCUUUUAGCAGAGGCAGAAAAUAUAGCUGUCACUCAGUUAGAUCCUGCUCCUUCCAUUGCCUCUUUACAAGUCAGCAACUCUUCAUCAGUGUCAAUUGAAAAGGAUGGGUCUGAAGAGUCUAGAUUAGCGAAAGACAUCAGUCCCGCACUUCAGAGAAUAUUAUCAUGGGAUGAGUCCUUGGCCAGAAGAAGCAUCCGAGAAGAUAAUUCACUAUUGAAGACCCUGAAUUCCUGCAGGUGCAGUUUAAACUGGGAAAGCUGUCUUGCUAUUGAUUUACCAACCAAGGAAAAAAGUGUGGAAGAAAUGACUGGACCAACACACCAGGGAGCUAUGGAAGUGUGUGGGGUAGCACAGUCCAUAGGACGGUCAGAACCAGAGGGUUGCAGUAGUGGAACAAUAAAUAAAAACCUGCCUCCUCUCAUGACUGUUACAAAGAGUAAUACAAGUAGUGAAUCAAGCAUUGAAAAGAUUUUAAAAUUACAGAAUCUUACAGAGCCCUUAGGUAGCAUCACCAAUGACCUAGGGGAUUUCCAGCAUACCUUGGCUAAAACUAGUGUGGCUGGCAGCAAAGAGGAAGAUGGCAUUCGAGAGAGUGAUGACAGUAGCAGUGUAGAUUCACUAGCUGCCCGUGUCAAAAGUCUUCUGAAAAAUGAAUCCCCGGUGCUACAAGCAACACAAAUUCUAAAAAGUACAGAGGAAAAGGAUAGAGAAGCUUGUGCAUGGGUGAAGCUGAAGCUGACCAGCCAACCUCAGGAUUCUCUGCUAGAUCUGAAUGAAGAGGACAGGCAGAGAAUAGAUGAGAUCAAGUCAGAGCUGCUUCUGAGUUCCAGGAAAUCGGUGUUAGCCAAGGAUCCAUUGGGAAACAGUGCAGAGGCUACAUCUAGUCACCGCCAUAGUCAGAGGCAGAACACAGAACACUUCAAAUCUCCAAUUGUCAAACAGUUCCAAAUUGACAGCCAGACACAAGAUUUCAAACUAAAUGACCCUCCACAGUCAAACACAAGAGAGGUUACACCAAUAUAUAGAAGUGACCCUGCUGAUUACUCGUCUCUAGGGGAUGUACAGUUUAAAGCUUUGAAUAACAUCCAAACACAUAUCCACCCUCAGCUGCAGACACUCACAGCUAAUCUUUUGGAUGUGGACAGUGGGCUUUGCACACUUUUGCAUAAAGAUAUGGACAAAUGUUCGGUGGAAUUGGAGAAUGCCUCCAGUGUACCAACAGAGGAGGAUGUGUUUCUUUCAGCUCAGAAGUUGUCAUCUACAGAAAAACCUUCGGUAGAAGUUGUCAAGCAAAUUACUUCCAUCACUUUUGCAUCUCGUAAACGUUCUCAGUCUCCAUCAGCUUCCGUGGUCCUUAGUGCCAGUCUCAGUGAAGAUACUCUUCAUGGUAUACUGCCUUCUGAAACUGGAUCUAUUAGUGUGAAAGAGCUUAGAUCUGGCAAGCAACAGGUGGAAGGUCUUAAAUCAUGUCCUUCAUCAAACCUGACAGCCACUGACUUAAUUGAUAAUGAUAUUAAGUUUGAGGCCAAUAAAGACAGGUUUCAGCAUGUGCCCUUUGCUAUUGGCAAACAUGAAACUUCCCGAGAAGAAGAUAUUUUAUCAGGUCAAGGUUCUAAAACCACUUACACUGAUCAGGGACUGACCCUAGUUGAGGAAGCUGAACCUUUCACUCACGAUGCUCUUGGUUUGGGCAGACAUAGUGCCAGAUUUUCUGGGAUUGACCAUGAUCUGAUCAAAUUUGAUCAAGAAGUAAAUAUGCUUCAUCAACCUCUUUCCAGCAAUCAGCCUCUAUUGUUGCCCUAUAAGCCUUCUGGAAGUUCCAAGAUGUACUAUGUUCCCCAUCCAAUGAAAGGACCCAAAAUAUCUCGUGUCAGGUCAGAGACCACUAUUGAGAGCUCUCACUCAGGUUCAAGAGAAAAGGAAUUUUUUAUGGAUGCAUUCUGA
Pelodiscus sinensis (Chinese soft-shelled turtle) is the source of this 5638-nucleotide messenger RNA. The record is from RefSeq and is a predicted model, not a curated record. NCBI's taxonomy places the organism in Eukaryota, Metazoa, Chordata, Testudines, Trionychidae.